This is a messenger RNA of Esox lucius (northern pike), 3106 nucleotides long. RefSeq names its product actin-related protein 2-A. Gene Ontology annotation, cellular component: actin cortical patch; Arp2/3 protein complex. Gene Ontology annotation, molecular function: actin filament binding. The record is from RefSeq and is a predicted model, not a curated record. Lineage: Eukaryota; Metazoa; Chordata; Actinopteri; Esociformes; Esocidae. Bases 1 to 1185 code for a protein of 394 amino acids. The transcript has 9 exons. Gene Ontology annotation, biological process: Arp2/3 complex-mediated actin nucleation.
AUGGACAGCCAGGGAAGGAAAGUGGUGGUUUGUGACAAUGGAACCGGGUUUGUGAAGUGCGGCUAUGCAGGCUCCAACUUCCCUGAGCACAUCUUCCCAGCAUUGGUGGGCAGACCAAUUAUCCGCUCCACAGCCAAAGUGGGCAACAUCGAGAUUAAGGACCUGAUGGUGGGGGACGAGGCGAGUGAGCUGCGCUCCAUGCUGGAGGUGAACUACCCCAUGGAGAACGGCAUCGUGAGGAACUGGGACGACAUGAAGCACCUGUGGGACUACACCUUUGGCCCCGAGAAGCUCAACAUCGACUCCAGGAACUGCAAGAUCCUGCUCACUGAGCCUCCGAUGAACCCCACCAAGAACCGUGAGAAGAUCAUCGAGGUGAUGUUUGAGACGUAUCAGUUCUCUGGGGUCUACAUUGCAAUUCAGGCUGUGUUGACGCUGUAUGCCCAAGGCCUUCUGACUGGUGUGGUGGUAGACUCUGGAGAUGGCGUGACACACAUCUGUCCGGUGUACGAGGGCUUCAGUCUGCCCCACUUAACUCGGCGCCUGGACAUCGCGGGCCGUGACAUCACCCGUUAUCUCAUCAAGCUGUUGCUGCUGCGUGGCUACGCGUUCAACCACUCUGCGGACUUCGAGACCGUGCGUAUGAUGAAGGAGAAGCUGUGCUACGUGGGCUACAACAUCGAACAGGAGCAGAAACUGGCUCUGGAGACCACAGUGCUGGUUGAGUCCUACACGCUUCCGGACGGGAGGGUGAUCAAGGUGGGCGGGGAGCGGUUCGAGGCUCCCGAAGCUCUGUUCCAGCCCCACCUCAUCAACGUAGAGGGCGUCGGCGUGGCUGAGCUGCUCUUCAACACCAUCCACGCGGCAGAUAUCGACACCAGGUCUGAGUUCUAUAAACACAUAGUCCUCUCUGGAGGCUCCACUAUGUACCCUGGUCUUCCGUCUCGACUGGAGAGAGAACUCAAACAGCUUUACCUGGAGCGGGUGCUCAAAGGCGACGUCGACAAACUCUCGAAAUUUAAGAUCCGCAUCGAGGACCCUCCGAGACGCAAACACAUGGUGUUCCUGGGAGGAGCGGUGCUGGCAGAUAUCAUGAAGGACAAAGACAACUUCUGGUUGACCCGGGAGGAGUACCAGGAGAAAGGCGUCAGGGUGCUGGAGAAACUAGGAGUCACUGUCAGAUAAAGAACCUGCUCAGACACCCCCCCCCCCCCCCACCCCCCCCCCCCACCGUACACACACACACAACCACACACGCACCCUUCUACUAGUACAACUCCUGUUCCACUUGUAUAUGUGUGUGUGUGUUUGUGUGUGUGUGUGUUAACACAGAAUGAUAACUAGAAGGGUCCACUCACAACACACACAUACCCACCCCCCCCAUCCACCAUCUUCCUGCCACUUCCUCUGCCUCACCCCAACAGACUCACCCCAUCACGGUCUAGAUCAGUAGUCUGGUGAGAAACACGACUUUUAACACCGUGGUGAAAACAAUAUGGUGGAGAACUUAGUCAAAGACAGAAGCCAGAAAGGAUGUAGAUUACACAAAGGAGACGAGGGAAGGAACAUCACUAGUAUAUUAAGAUUCACAUGUAAAAACGGUUAAACCUCAUCUCUUUGCGGAUUGGCAAGUUAGAAGCUGUCCCUGGUAAAAAAAUAAAUAGGAUCAUACAUUAGUUCAAUUCAGUAAUAGUUAAAUUAUGCAAGAUUUGGUUGAUUGGGCAGGUUUUCCAUUCUGUUCGGUGUUUAAUUUAAAGGAAGUUAAGGUAUUUACUGCAGAGAUUGCUAACUUCUGUUACUAAAGAUAUUCAGUUAAUGCUGAUCAGGACAUUUCUUCAAACUGCGUUCAGAAAUAUAAAAGUGGUACCUAUCAGUUCACCUGACUGGUUAAGUAAUAAAAGAGUUGCCUAAAUCUGGCUCUAGAUUUAGAGAAAUCUGAUCUUAGAUCUGGUGUCAGUUACAGACGUCUUCUAUUAUAUUAAGCACUCUAGGAUGUCUCAAUCAGGAUCUCCUGCAGCCAUAGGCCAGUCCCUUUAUAGAUACACCUCUUAAUCCAAUUGUUGACAACUGAUCAUGUUUCUGUCGUUAUUUUUUUUUUAUAUCAUGAUUUAUUAAUUUCUCUUCUUGGGAGAGGGACGUCUAACUUUGUUUUCUUCUAUUGGAUGGAAGUUGUUUACUAUUUUUUUUUUAAUUAUAUAUAUAUAGUUUCUAGGGUCUUUUGCAGUGCACUACCUUCAUUUAAAAUGGAGUACACAGUAUGUCACAAAUAUUCCUCCUUUUAAUGAAGAAUUGAUGAUGAUGAUGAUGAUGACGGUAUGGGACAUGACCUGUGACCUUAACAUCAUCCACGGUACAAAUUUGAGGGUUCAGGGUUGAGGUUAGUGGGAGGGUUAUUCUGGAAGGUUCUGCUGUCGGCUGACUUCCUAGCACCCCAUAAUGUAGUUAUGCUGCCCAAAGCCACCAGUGGUUACCAGUGGUUACCAGUGGUUACCAGUGGUUACCAGUGGUUACCAGUGGUUACCAGUGGUUACCAGUGGUUACCAGUGGUUACCAGUGGUUACCAGUGGUUACCAGUGGUUACCAGUGGACUGGGACGCUUUAUCCUUUGGGAUCAGUUGCUCAAACUAGAUUCAAUUGAAGCCUACUCUUUAAAAAAAAAAAAAAAACAUGUUAUUAAUGGAGGUUUUCACCCAUAUGGUUUGUUUAGUCCAGGACCAGGCUUCAUCUGUUUCUGGUAAACGUCCCAGUCUGUGGACAAACUGAUAGGUUGGACGCCAUUGGUCGGCCUGGCAGGUGCCUGCAGUGUAUUCUUGCUGGAACGUGCCCACUGACAUGGAGACUAGUAAAAUGCUGGUUUUUAGCUGCUCUACUUCAGCUCUCCCCAUGUCAGCUAUGUUGGAGGCACUUUCUUCCCUAAGCAUAAAUACAGUAUAUAUUUUUUUUCCUCCAUAAUUGUUCAGUGCCAAGCGCAGUUACUGUUAGCUGGAUCUUUCAUGUUUUUAUUUCACGUUUCUGUCCACUGUCUUUUGUUUUAUAUCUUCUUGUAUUGUUCAAUGCAUAACUGUCUAACGGCGCUGAUUUAAAUAAAGUGAUUUAUAAUUAUGUU